This is a messenger RNA of Vombatus ursinus (common wombat), 9242 nucleotides long. It is a transcript of the gene NACC2, whose product is annotated as NACC family member 2. Gene Ontology annotation, molecular function: RNA polymerase II cis-regulatory region sequence-specific DNA binding; DNA-binding transcription factor activity, RNA polymerase II-specific; protein binding. Gene Ontology annotation, biological process: regulation of transcription by RNA polymerase II. The record is from RefSeq and is a predicted model, not a curated record. The transcript has 7 exons. The coding region runs from base 361 to 2103 and encodes 580 amino acids. Lineage: Eukaryota; Metazoa; Chordata; Mammalia; Diprotodontia; Vombatidae.
GGUCGGAGAAAGUCCAUGUGAGGAGGGAGCCAGCGGAAAUCACUUCCUGCUGCCGCCGCCGCCGCCGCAGCGGCCGGGACCGACUCGCUGGGGAGUGAAGGGGAGACGGAGGAAGGAAAGGACCAGGCUAGGGGUGGGGGGACGCGGCUGCCACUGCAGGCCACGGUGAAGCCCCUGGCCCCGGAGUCCCCGAGCUGGCGUCCCGGGUGCGUAAAGCUGCCUGCAGGUACUUCAUUCUCUGUGGACCCUGGGCUCUGUUUGUUUCUCUCUUCUCUUCUUUGCUGCUCCUAAACUAAGAUGUGCCCUUCUUUGGAACCAGCUGUGUUGAAUGUCUGAGGUGUCCUGGCUCCUUGCCCAGUCAUGUCCCAGAUGUUGCACAUAGAGAUCCCCAAUUUUGGGAACACUGUCCUGGGCUGCCUGAAUGAGCAGCGUCUGCUGGGUCUCUACUGUGAUGUCUCCAUAGUCGUCAAGGGGCAAGCCUUCAAGGCCCACCGGGCAGUCCUGGCGGCCAGCAGCCUCUACUUCCGGGACUUGUUCAGUGGGAACAGCAAGAGCGCCUUUGAGCUGCCCGGCACCGUGCCCCCUGCCUGCUUCCAGCAGAUCCUCUCCUUCUGCUACACUGGGAAGCUCAGAAUGGCGGCGAGCGAGCAGCUCGUGGUGAUGUACACGGCCGGCUUCCUGCAGAUCCAACACAUUGUGGAGCGGGGCACAGACUUGAUGUUCAAGGUGAGCUCGCCCCACUGUGACUCACAGACCGCCAUGAUCGAGGACACCAGCUCGGAGCCCCAGAGCCCCUGCAACCAGCUGCAACCAGGCCCUGCACCCUAUGUCAUGUCCCCCUCUGUGCCCAUCCCGCUUCUCACCCGUGUGAAGCAUGAGAACCUGGAGCUCCAGCCGGCAGCAGGCCCAGGCCUGGCUGCCAAGCGGCCCCUGGAAGCUGGGGCCCGGGAUGGAUCGGGGGGCGGCGGGGUGGCAGUGGGCGGGGCGGCACCUCUGAAGCUGUCUCGAGUCUCGUACUAUGGGAUGCCCAGCCUGGCCACUCUCAUCCCCAACAUCCAGCAGGUACAGUACUCCCAGGGUGAGAGGACCAGCCCCGGGGCCAGCAGCCUCCCCACCACUGACAGCCCCACCUCCUACCACAACGAAGAGGAUGAGGAGGACGACGAGGCCUAUGACACAAUGGUAGAGGAGCAGUACGGCCAGAUGUACAUCAAGUCCACUGGCAGCUACUCAGUGCAAGAGAAACCAGAGCAGAUUCCUCUGGAGAGCCGCUCUUGUGUCCUGAUCCGAAGAGACCUGGUAGCCCUUCCUGCAAGCCUCAUUAGCCAAAUCGGCUACCGCUGCCACUCUAAACUCUACUCGGAGGGUGACCCUGGUGAGAAGCUGGAGCUUGUUGCAGGCUCUGGAGUCUACAUCACACGGGGUCAGCUGAUGAACUGUCACCUCUGUGCCGGUGUGAAACACAAAGUCUUACUGAGACGGCUUCUUGCUACUUUCUUUGAUCGGAAUACACUAGCCAACAGCUGUGGGACUGGAAUCCGCUCCUCUACUAGUGAUCCCAGCCGGAAACCUUUGGACAGCAGAGUCCUUAAUGCCGUGAAAUUAUAUUGUCAGAAUUUUGCCCCAAGCUUUAAAGAGAGUGAGAUGAACGUCAUAGCUGCAGACAUGUGCACCAAUGCUCGUCGAGUUCGCAAACGGUGGCUGCCCAAGAUCAAGUCCAUGCUGCCCGAGGGGAUGGAGAUGUACCGAACGGUCAUGGGCUCCACCACUGCCGGUGUCCCCCUGGAGCCUGAGUUCCAGGCCACCACAGCCCAAGUAUUUGAGCAGAGAAUCUACGCAGAGCGGCGGAAUGAUGCCGCCACCAUUGUGGCUCUGAGAACUAACACGGUCAAUGUAGACCUAAGCAGUGCUUCCAACCCGCCGUUUGAGCCAAGUGAAGAGGCAGAUGGGGCUGGUUCAGUCAUUCAGGAGGUGGCUGGGCCAGAGCCCCUAUCCUCGGAUAGCCAAAGCACUCCCCAAUCUUUUGAACAAGGUCCUGCCAGCACCAGCAGGCCGGAGACACCGGUGAGAAGACAAGAUGGUACUUAUGGAGGGACUUUGUAAAGAUACCUAAAGAGAAGAAAAAAAAAAUUGACUUAUAAGGGAUCUAAAUACUAAAGCUGCUUGCAUGCAUACUAAUACAAAAAAAAUGUGAUCAAGCCACUUACCUACUGAACUGCUACUGUUGCCUGAAAAAAAUGUGAUUUUUAUUCUGCUUGUAUUUAAAAUUUAUGAAGGAAAUAAUCGCAUUCGUUAUACUGUAAAUGAUUAGGUCAGUGAUGGCCUAUUUAAAAGAGAGUUCCUGGGCUCUAUUUUUUUUUUUUAAUACUCCUGAGGUUAGACUCUACACUUGUAGCUUUUUUCUCCCCUUCCUUACAAGGGGAUGGGGUGAAGGAGGACUGAGACAUCACCUCCCAUUGUUUCUGCACCCAGGUCCUUUCCAUCCCUUUCUUCCCAGCGCAGAACUAAAGCCAUUGUUAAUUCCUCCUUGCUCUAUAGAAGGUUGUGCCAUCACUCAGGAGGAGAAAGUUUUUGGAUGGUCAGAGAAUGCCUGGCAGUUCAUGGACCCACAGGACUUGGCAAGGUGAUUGACUGGAGGUGCUUCACUUAACACUCCAUUCCUAACUUGUAGUGGUCCUCAUCUUGAGGGUCUUUAUGUGCAUCAGGCCUAUGGAGGCUGGGGAUGGGCAGGCUGAGGUGAGGCAGAGAGCUUUCCCCAGGAAGUCCCCUCAAACUCCUUUUCCCCUGUGUUCCCCCCCACCCCCACCCCAACUGAGACUCUUUUUCAGUGUCAGGAUUAGCCAUGGUUCCAUAUUUGUGUUUCUCAUGCGUGUGCUUUGGGGGUCACAGCAGCAGGGUAUGGGGGAGGUGAGAGUAUUAUUGGUAUGGGAGUGUUAGGACAUGUUGGUUGGCACUGAUUGGUGUAUGUGAAUAUGUGAAGACAUCCCAUUGUCCUUACUCUUCCCCUCUCUUCCCUUCCCAAUCAGAUCCCUAUUUCUCUUCCUACUAAAUGAGGCACCACUCAAUAUAGCCUUCAGUGAGUUAGUCCUCUGAGUUGGCUUUAACUUCUUCCCCCACCCCAAACUGUGCAUUCUUUAUCUCUUCCACAUCCCUCAUGUGAAACCCUAUUUUCAUGAAUCUGAGGGACCACUUGCCUGGUGGUGGUCACCCUGGAGGAGUUGGGGGGAGCCAUGAUGAGUCUGUAGGAGUUAGCUGGGUGGUAGAGGUAUGGUUACAGGCUUGGCCCUUCUUAGGGUUCACUUGGAGCUCCCAUGAUUUCUUCAAGAGUGAGUUUAACGUGAGGGGAUGAACUCCAGAGAGCCUCCCCCUCCCUCCUGUUAAGUAAGAGCAGGGGUGAAAGGGAUUGUUCAUCUCUUGGCUUUCCUUUUUAUGUGGAAUAGUUUUGUGACUAUCCUGGAACCCUUUGAAUUUUGUAUGGCCUUACGUUCUUUGAUUGAAAGGCAAAACUCCAUUUCCCAAUUUCUUUGUCUUCCUUCCCCUCUACUCCAAAUAGACCAAAUUUUUGCAAAUGAGGCAUAGACUCGUUGUCCACUCUUUUUUCGUGAAAUAUGGCCAUUGCCCCAUUUAGGAGAAGUGACAACUUGGUUUUGACAGGCAGAGAGCUUUUUCCAAACUAUCGAUUGGUGAAAGCCAGACCAUGUGGCUUUCCGUGACCUCUGCUGCAGGAGGAAGAGGCCAGACCUGGAGGCAGGGGCCAGGGUUGGGGAAAGUCAGGGUCAGGUUUAGGUGAAAGAAAAUGUAUCUCUGCCAUUUUCCUUGUCCAGUGAUGAGUCCUUGUCUCCAUUUCCAUUUGGAGAGGGUUUUCCAUUGCUGACACUCUCAGUAGAGGGCAGAUGGCUUGCCCCUCCUGGGAAUGUUUGGCCAGGGAGCAAGGUGAUGCUUUGCCUGUGUAGACCCCCUAGGUUAAAGGGGGAUCUGGAAUGUGUGUAGGUGCUUGUGCAAGUAGUGACAGUGAAUUGGGGCUUGUGCUCAGUGGAGAGAUUCAUGAGUCCUAGUGCAUAGGGGAAAACAGAGUCCCUCACCCCGUGACUUCUUCUUGGUGCCAUUUCUUUUUUCUUCCCCCACUCCCGCUACCACCAUGGACAGUGGAUCCUAAGAAGAAUGUUUUUUGACUGAAUCCAAUGCUCAAUAUGUGCCAAUAGUUCCUCUCCAUCAUAAUCUCUGCUUUCAUUCUACAUGGCUGUCUAGAUGUAGGUUUAUAUCCAACUGUGUGGAAUUCAGAAAUGGGGAAAGGGUCAUGAGCAGAAGCUGGAUUAGUGAAUGAAUGGUCAUACUGUCUACUUGUGUUGUGGACAAUGUGGAGUCCAUGGUGUUUGUAAAGAAGAAAUAUAGGCAGUUUCACUGGUAUGAAACUAGUGCUUAGUACUGUAGCAUUGGGGGGAUGCUUUUAGAGUUUAAGAUGAGGGUGGGAGGGUGGUCAGAAUGUUGUGAAAGGGCAAUGGAAGAGGUGGUUGUUUUUGUUUUUGUUCUAAAUUUUCUGAGAUUGAAAUAUGCUCACUUUGCAAUUUAAUUUUUUUAAAGCCAAGGAAAAAAAAACAACUAGUGCAACAUCCACAUAAAUGGUCACUGGUCAGUGACUUCUUCCUUUGUGGAUCACAUGCUUUGGGGUUUUUUGGGGGGGGGCAUUCCUCUACUUCCUACCCCAGUGAAAGGGGGCUCCAGAAGGCAGCUCUCCCAUCUUGGGUCAUUGUUUAUUUAGCCAGAUACUUGAAACUGUUUGUAUAUUUCAUAGAAAUGCUUGCUUGCUUCCUUUCUGCCUGCCCUAAAACUCCCUUCCCUAUUUGAUACCCCUCUGUAUUUAAACAAAAACAACCUACACGCUUGGGUUUGUAGUUCAGCUCCCAUUCUGGGCAGUUAUGCAUUUCCAUUUGCAGAAUGUCUGCAGUGGAUUCUGUCAGGGGUUUUGUGGGGGAAGAGCGAGUUUUGACAAAUGACACCUUGGCCAUCCAGGAGUCUUUGUUAACACCACCACCCCCUCCCCCAACCAGGUCUAAGGUGUCAGUUUCUCUGAUAUUCCCAUUGAAUCUGAAGUCUCCUUUGCAGAUUCUACCACCCCACCAAAAAUGAACUAAGAUUAGUACCCCUAGAAGAGAGGGCCUUUUCAGCACAAGAAGUCACUUUAUCCUAGCAUUGCCAUAAAAACAUAUGAUGACUUUUAAACAGGAUUCACAUUUUCCUUUGAAGCCCUUGAACAUUAUUUCCACACCCCACUUUGCAUGGCAGAGGUCAUGAAACCAGCUAAAAUCACCCUCAACAGAGCUAGCAUCCUCCCUUUCGCCCACCCUCUGUCUGAAAUCUCCUAUGCCCGGCCCUCCCUUGAAUGUCCACAGGUCUAGAUCUUUAUUCUUGCCCAUCAUCAAUGGAGCUAUAGGGCAUAGGAAGUCAUACAAGGGUCCGUAAGGAGUGACAAGACAUCACCCUUCAGUUCCAAUGCCUCUACUCACAAUAGGCUUCAGCUCAUGGUCUUCACAUCAUUAGCCCUGACUGCCAUAUUAAGAACUCAGGCUAUAAUUCUUCUUCCAUGCCCCAGCCUUUGAGUGAGUAUAUGAAUUUUUGGAAAGAGUCCUAGAGGACUCUCCCAGACAUGGGCAAAGUAUGGCUCAGCCAUGAUUUAGGCUUUCAUAGGCUGGGAAGGCAGAAUCCCUAUUGUUGUACACAUGUGGGGAAUACAUGGUUAUUGUGGCCAGAUUUUUUGAGGCUAUUGAAGGGAAUCUGAGACUUGAGAAUGGAGAGAGUCAAGGUCUUAGGAGAUGUGAAGUAUGUAAUAUUGUAUUGAUGUCUCAGAGAAAGAAAGGUAAAAUUGAAAUUCAGUCCUUUCUUCUGGGUUGGGCUGGCGUGUAUUUUGAGAACAGAGGAAAUUAAUUACUCUAGCUUUCUUCUCUGCCUCUAGGGUGGGAGUCCAAGGAGCAUCUCCUAUCUGCAGUGUCCCUUGUAUAUUAAAACCACCCAGUGUUCCUUUCAUUUUUUAAGUAAGUUGAGGAUUUUUCACUUCAUUCCCUGCCACAAUGGCACUUUUAAUUUGAGUUUUGCUUGAGAAACAUUCAGAACCGAGAGAUGUGAUAUCAUUGGUGAAUGAAAAAGGCUUUAUCCGUCAAGAAACUGCCACAAGAAAAAUCCAAUAUGGUGGUCACAGUCAAGAGACACAAGUAUGGAUAAGCUGUGUAGUUAUGAAUAGUGGCUGAAUUGAGCAGAAUAGGUGAAAGACAUAGUGGUUUUAUCAGACAAGAUUGUAGGUUGCACAGAUAAAAUUUAUCUAUUUUUUUAUACCUAGCACAACUUCCUAGUUUUUAUUUUCUUUUUUCAUUUUUCAUUUUUCUUUUCUUUCUUUUUUUUGGUGUUUCUUUUUUCCCUUUUUUUGGUUCUGGGUUAAGAAGACAGAAUUUGUUAAAACUUUAAAAAUGUGAAUGGGUUUUGAGCUCUCCCUUUUUCUCUGGGUGAGGGUGAGUGUUUUGCACUAAUGUUUCCUGUAUGUAGAGGAUUAAUGAAUGAUAUGUUUGCAAAUGUAUAUGGGAUGAUGAUUGUAUCCUUUGAGGAAAACCAAUCCCUGAAGAUACUGAAUGUAAAGUGAAACAGAAGCAGUCCUUGGCUUUCAUGGGGCUUUCCAGAGUGCCUUAGAAUUUUUUGGAUCAUUUUUCCCAAGGAAAACAUUUUCAAAAUCAGACCAUGUUUCCCUCUAUUUUGUUUACAACACUAUCAAUUCCAGAAUUGGGGGCUGCUUUGUCAUGUGAAUAUGAAACUGCAUUUAUCUAGAUCUGCUAGAACAAAAGAGGAAAAAAACCCCUCAGUAUUUAUGAUAUGUCUGCACCUUUAUUCUUACAUUUGACUAUUAGCAAUAUAUGUAUAAUAUAUCUCUAUAUUCUAUUAUAUAUCUAAAUUAUAUCAAGCACCUUUUUGAGGAAUAAAUUUUUUUAAAAAAGAAGAAAGACUGAACACAGUUUGAGCUAACGUUACAUGCAGUUGCCAAUAGUAGGCCAGACAUCUGCUCUUGUCCUAGUAGAUGUGAGUAAGGAUUCAAAACUGAGUCCCAAAGUCAUUAGGGCCUUGAUACCAGGGUGUCAGGACAUUGCUCACUUAGGCCCACCAUGUGCUGGACCCCUGUACAGUUCUUGGUUUAACACAAGGUUGUAAAAGAGCACAGAGGGAACAGAUGGUCCAGUGGUGAGCAAACACUAAAUCACAAUUGUCCAUUAAAUAUAGCAGAUACUGCUGGCUUUGUGUUGAGGUCCUCUCGGAACUUGAAUUCUCUGUAUUGUUUUCUGCCCUGUCUCUGGUCUUGCCUGAGAGGUCUGUUUGUGUUUGUUCUUGGGUUGUUGUUUUUUUUUUUCCCCCUUCUCCUUCUUCUUAACUAUGGUGUAGGAUCUGUGGAAAAAAAAGGGGGGGGGGGGUUGCAAGUGAAAGUGGAAAUGCUAAUCUUUGGAGCCCUGAGAGAGUGAGAGAGAGAGAGAGAGAGAGAGAGAGAGAGAGAGAGAGAGAGAGAGAGAGAGAGAGAGAGAGGCAGGACAGUGCUCUGGGCCUCCCCAAUCUGUUCUCUUUAACUGUAUUUGAAGGAAAUAUUUUCCAUCAGCCUAUCGCCUCUUUUGUGAUUCCCUCUGUUAUAUUGUCAAAGGCCUGGGUUGGGAUUAAAAAAAUAUCCUGGCUUUUGAGUUAUAACUUACUGAGUGUGUUUAUUUUAUUUUUCUUUCCUGGAUUCUCUUUCUUCAAUAUUCCUAUUUUAGUGCUGUGAUGAAGGUGCUGGGUAAAAAUUCUGAGAUCUGGGAGGCUGGGGAUCAAGGAGAGCAAGAGAAGGACAGUCACACAACUCUGCUCUCCUAGUCCCUCCAAGGGUUUAGAGAACUUUACAUGGGCACCUUUGAUGUUGAUUCCAUCGACCCACCGAGACCAAGUAUUUCUAACCCUCUGGGAUGUUUUAAGCAAGGCAGAUGCUCUUAGUCCUGGGUUUGUCAAUCGAUCCACCGGAAUGUUGAAGGUGAGCUGUGAUGGGACUCAGGCUUUUUGACAGCCCAUCAUGUUUGGAAUUACUUCCCUAUUUAACCCAUGUUUAAAGGACCAUAGCCUUCUAGAUAGGUUACUCGGUUACUCGAUGAGGCCCUGCUGCCUCUCCCCAGUCAUUUUAUCGUUCCGGGUUCUGUUCAGAUGGAUUAGUUUUAUGGAAAUCGCUUGCUGCAAGUGGGGAAGGGCCUAUGGCCCAUUAACCAACUGAAAACGCAGAGACAACCUCUGUUUGCUUCCACUGGCAGUAAAUCGUAAACACAGAAUUGAGAGUUCAUAGCUGUCUUGGGCUUUAACUACUGUUUCAAAAUGUCCCUGCUGUAUAAAUUUGUCAUUAUGUCAGUGAGCAAGCCCCAAAUGUGUGUAUUACCAUACCAGAGAUAUUCAGGGCUGGGUACAAGAUGUUUCUAAAAUUGAAAAGUGGUUUUUUCUUUUUCUUUUUUUUUAAUAAAAAAGGAAAAAAAUAUGCAGAAAUCUAAAGCACUCAAAUUGGAAAACCUUCUCAUGUUCUGAUCAGUUGCUUCCAUUGUCAGCGUUUUGCACAUAAUUGUGAUUUUUAUGUCAAAAAAAGGCCAAAACUUGCAAUACUAUUUUUAGCAGACAAAAAAAAAAACAACUUAAGUAUAAAUGUAUAAAUAUUUUUGACUUGAAGAUUUGGAUGGCACUUGACUCAAAUAGAACAUUAAUCCUUUGGACAGAAUGUUUGGAAAAAAGAGACUUUAAAAAGUAGAUGGUUGUUUUAAAAAUUUUUUUAAAUGGAGUCUGUUUAGAGUAGUAAAGUAGUACUGUAAUUCAUGACUGUUAAAUAAAAAAUAAACAAUUGAGUGAAAUAAAUCGUUCCUACUCUGGACAGGCAGUUUCACAGUGCCACGGAGUUACAUUUCAGCCACAAAAGAUGCUAGUUUGUUCUUUUUUUUUUUUUUUUUAAGAACAGAUAAAGUUUUGUUACUUCACCAGUAUUUAUGUGUUGUUACUCUGUAUAGUUAAGAGUCUUACUUUUUAGCCAUGGCUGACACAUUAUAUCAGUAACUAAAAUGACAUUGAACAGCCGACCAAGGAAACCCCGAGAGUUUGAAGUGUGCUCAUAGCUGUCUCCAUCAGAUGCAAAAUCCAUGAAGGAGGAUAUGAUCAUUAAUUGUAAAACGCUUUGUAAAAUUCACAUUUACAAAAUAAUAAAGUCGAUUCCAAUUCAA